This is a messenger RNA of Zerene cesonia (dogface butterfly), 805 nucleotides long. RefSeq names its product protein cereblon-like. The record is from RefSeq and is a predicted model, not a curated record. The transcript has 4 exons. Lineage: Eukaryota; Metazoa; Arthropoda; Insecta; Lepidoptera; Pieridae. The coding region runs from base 211 to 717 and encodes 168 amino acids.
UUGACACUGAAAGUUCGUCGUUAUAUCUAUUUAUCUACUUUUCACGUAAAAAUUAUUUUUAGUUUUUUUUUUAAGUAUAUUUAAAUAAAUUAUUUUCCAUUAGAUCUUUUGGUUGCUACGGUUGCAUCUCAUUUUACUUUUCAUUUGUAUUGAUUAAUUUUAAUAUUAUUUUAUUAUAGCUAAGUAUCCUUGUUGUAUUUACGUAAAGGAAUGAUUUUCAUUUUGUUUGCUUUAAUUUUUUAUAGUUCUUGCAACUAUUUAGUUGAGACAUAUUCUCAAACAGAAACUAAUGGCAGAGAAUUGUUACUGUGUCGUAAAUGUGGCACUGAUGUGGCUGAUUCACAUUAUAUGUUUAAUAAGCUUAGCUCGGGGGCACAAAAAGUAGAUAAGCAAACUAUGUUUGGAAAACAAAACAUUACAGUUCAAACACUGGUUAAUCCAUUUGGAAUAAAUUUUGAUAUAAUCACAAUGGAAAAAGCAAACUGUAAAAAUAUUGGUGCAAGUCAAGGAGCAGAUUCUUGGUUUCCAGGCUAUACUUGGAGAAUAUGUGUUUGUCCACAUUGUGGUCAACAUCUAGGUUGGACUUUUUCACAUUCUGACUCAAAUAAUAUUGGAAAUGAUGAAGUGCAUACUUUUCAUGGAUUAAUUUUAAGUAGUAUACUUGGUGAAAAUUUUACAGAUUCGCUUAUCAUGAUGCCAAAGAUGUAUAAAAUGUAAUUAAAAAAUCAAGUUAUAAAGUUAGGAUUCUGAGAACUCAAAAUUUUCCUGUAAAAUGUGUAAAUAAAAAAAAUAUAUAUAAGUUAAA